UAUGUGUGUUUAUAUAUAGAAGGAUCCACGCCUUCUGUUUGUGUUUCUGAUUAUCCUAUAUUUCUGCAAGAAAAAUAAAAUGAAAGGAAUAGAUCUCUUCUGCGCUUCUCCAGCUUCAACAGCUGUUUCUAACCAGCGCUCCGAUAUGGGUCGCCGGCGACGAGGUCACAGACCCAUCGAUGAUCGUGGUGUUAGCUCUAAUAAGCUUUAUCAUCCGCCAUGUUCGUCGCACUUGCCUAUACUUCCUCAGCCAACUUGUAAUUACAAAUUCCAACAUGAAAAGAGCAGGAAGAGCACUGAUCAUGCGGAUAAUUUAGGUAGAAAAAGCUCUGCUGAUUUAAGGAGGUUUAAGAGGAGUAGCAGCACUCCUCAUGGCGAUUCAUCUACGUAUCUGUUAAGUGAUUUAUUAUCUGGGUUUGAUAAAUUAGACGACGGUGAUGAUGAUGGGUUUCCUGGUCUGAAGUCGUCUUCAUCAGCCGGAGAGAUCAAGUCAAAGCAGCAGGCUGCAGGCUCAACUGGGUUUAUAGGUUUGAAGUCUUGUUCAUCGGCUAGAGAAAGAAUGAAUCAGCAGGCUGCAGGAUCAACUGAGUUUCUUGGUUUGAAGUCUUGUUCAUCGGCUCGAGAAAGGCCGAAUAAGCAGGAUGCUGGCUCGACUGAGUUUCGUGGUUUGAAGUCUUGUUCAUCAGCUGGCGAGCAUGGCGGAGGCUCAGCUGAUCAAUUUCUUGCUUUGAAGUCGUCUUCUUCAGCUCGCCAGGUCACGUCUUCUAAGCAGCAAGAAAAUAGCUUACGUACUGAUAAUCCUUCUGGUACCAAGUCGUCUUCAUCAGAUCGGUCUCGUGACCAGCAGAUUGUGGUGUUGAGGGUGUCAAUCCAUUGCAAGGGAUGCGAAGGAAAAGUUGGGAAACAUAUUUCCAAAAUGGAAGGUAUAGACUUUUUCCAUUAUAUUUUUACGAAAAUCUAUGAUAAAUUUAUAUGGAUAUAG
Messenger RNA from Carica papaya (papaya), 982 nucleotides. The record is from RefSeq and is a predicted model, not a curated record. Lineage: Eukaryota; Viridiplantae; Streptophyta; Magnoliopsida; Brassicales; Caricaceae.